This is a messenger RNA of Branchiostoma floridae (Florida lancelet), 1361 nucleotides long. RefSeq lists its product as uncharacterized. Bases 15 to 785 code for a protein of 256 amino acids. The transcript has 5 exons. Lineage: Eukaryota; Metazoa; Chordata; Leptocardii; Amphioxiformes; Branchiostomatidae. The record is from RefSeq and is a predicted model, not a curated record.
AUUGUACGCACAUAAUGUGGAAGUUUCUCAUUACGCUCACGAGCUGCUUCUGUAUGAAGCGCUCCAACAAGGUGUCCCCUGUAGUGGAGGGAGAUGUGGAGAAGGAACCAGCACCAGAAGAGGAGGAAAUGAACCGCGGGACCACCGAAUGUCCAGUGGUGACCGCACAGCCUCCAAUGUCGCAGCCAAGGUCAAGCAAGUCGUCGGCCGACGUCCUUGCUGAGCUUCGACAAGACGGCCUGUUGCCCCUCAACACCCGGGGCGAGUCCGUCGCUUUCCAGGUGCUAGUCAAGCCCGCCUCCGAGCCCGACGCGCCCCCUCGCCGCCCAGUUAAGCUUGCGAAACUGGAGGAAACUCUCCAGGAGAGGCGCGAACGGGUCAAGAAGGAGUCCGCGGGAUCACGCACUAAACUGAGACAGCAACUCAGUGACGCCGCCAACAGACGUGACGAGAUGUUACAGAAUAGAUCACGAAAACUUGCAGAGAGCUCUAGGAGAGCAAAGGCCAAAGCAAGGGCAGCCAAGAAGGAGGGCAAGAGCACUGCCUUUGUUAUUUCCUCUGUCAGCGACACGGACGCCAUCGUUCCCCGGGACUCGGAGAAGGCGCAGGCUUUGGAGAAACGUCUCAGCAAGAGGAGAAAACGCGUCGCGAAAAGGAUCACAGCGGAAGACAUGAAGAAACAGCAGGAGUUAGCAGCUGAACGCAGGAGGGAGAACAGGAAAGAGACAGCAUGGAAGGCCAAAAUGUCGGGGAUGAGCAGCUGGGAUAAGGCUCUCGACUUCUAAUCAUAUUUAGAGAGUGGGAGAUCUAGAGGCCUGAUUUGGACGAACAGUUGGAGACUGGCCACGUUUAUGCUCUGGGUUUUGAUAAAAUUAAUUGAAAAAUUUGAAGAAAAAAAAAACAACGUUUCAAUACAUUUGUCACGCUAAAUAACUGUAUAAGAAGUAGGGUGUUUUCUUCCAGACAUGAAUUUUGUGUUUCUGCCAAGAGGUUCAGAAUGACGCAUGUAAUUUUUCGCCAUCCGUCACGUUAGAUAAUUGUACAAGACUCGAUGCGUUUUUUCCCGACAGAAUUGGUUUUUUUUUGCCAUUAUUGAGUAGCUUUAGAAGUUUCUUUGACUGCAAAAUAAGCAAAAUCUUUAAAAAAAUGACUACUUUUUUUAACAUAACGUUCACAUCUGGGUUUGUUUUGAUAAUUUGAAAAAAAGGUUAACAGACACUUACUGCUGUUGAUUGUAGGUAUCAGCAGAUACAUUUAUUAUACUUUCUCCUUCACAGCGAGGGGUUGAGCACUCGCAUUUUGUACAAAACUGUAAAUAAAGUCAAACUACGGUUUCCGCAUCUUUCAAUACGAGUAUCAUG